AUGAGGUUUAAUAACAAUCGAUCAAUGAAAAUCGAAACCCUCAACUAUUUUAUGAAACUGACUCGUGCUACUCUUCGAAGUAUUGGACUAUGGCCAGACCCAGAAUGCAGAAACGAAAGAUUAACACUUUACCACUUCAUGAUCUCAUUAUUUUUGCUCUUCUUUACUGUAGUAUUGACGCAAAAUAUACAAUUCUUUUUAAAUUGGGGUGAUUUAGAUGUCAUAAGUGACAUCCUAAGUCUCCAUUUGCCCAUUCUAGUUAGUCUGGUGAAGAUGAUCGUUCUCCGGUGCUGCAGAAGAAAAAUGCAGAAACUUCUUACAUUUAUCAUCAAAGACUGGGAUAACAAAACAUCGAAGGAAUACAAUAUAAUGAUAGAAUAUGGUCAAUUUAGCAAAAAAAUUUGCAUUGGAAUGCUGAAAGAUACGUUUAAUCCUAUACUAUUUGCACAACUAUUUGCGAAUAGUGUGCAAUUUUGUAUUCAAGGUUAUCAGCUUAUAUACUAUUUUACGGAUAAAAACUCAAAAUCGGUCUUUUACGACAUGAUGUAUAUAGUGAUGUUGCUUUCUUAUAUGAUAUUGAUGUUUUACCUCUAUUGUUACGUAGCAGAAACACUUCAAUUCGAGAGUUUGAGACUUGCGCAAACUGUAUACAAUAGCGAUUGGUAUUAUCUGCCACCUCAGAGAAUUAGAGAUCUUCUCCUCAUUAUCCAACGGAGUAGAAAACCGGUAGUAAUAACGGCUGGUAACAUUUGGGUGCUGAAUUCAGAGCUAUUUGCACAACUUUUGAAGACAUCCUUGGGAUACCUGUCUGUAUUACUUACAAUGAGAAAUGCCUAGAUGAGAUUUAAUAUUCAGGUUUUACAUAAAACCAAUACCUUCUCAUUAUGCCGAGGCAUAUUUCACAGAUUAUGUUGACAUAUUUAACAAGUUUCACCUAUUUACGUAAUAAAUCUGUAUUAUGUAUAGACGUUAAAAUCGUGACACCAAUUUCUCAAUAAAAAAAUUUAUUUCGAAUAGAAAUUAUUAUUACAUAAAUUUUGCAGCGAAAAUGAAAUAGUCGAAUUUUUAUUCAAGUUAAUUAUAUCUCAACCACAAAGGAAAUGAAUAUG
Belonocnema kinseyi is the source of this 1109-nucleotide messenger RNA. RefSeq names its product odorant receptor 67c-like. Gene Ontology annotation, biological process: sensory perception of smell; detection of chemical stimulus involved in sensory perception of smell. Gene Ontology annotation, molecular function: olfactory receptor activity; odorant binding. The transcript has 8 exons. Lineage: Eukaryota; Metazoa; Arthropoda; Insecta; Hymenoptera; Cynipidae. The record is from RefSeq and is a predicted model, not a curated record. The coding region runs from base 1 to 837 and encodes 278 amino acids. Gene Ontology annotation, cellular component: plasma membrane.